This is a messenger RNA of Xiphias gladius (swordfish), 1746 nucleotides long. RefSeq names its product potassium voltage-gated channel subfamily A member 10 (gene kcna10a). Gene Ontology annotation, biological process: protein homooligomerization; potassium ion transmembrane transport. The record is from RefSeq and is a predicted model, not a curated record. NCBI's taxonomy places the organism in Eukaryota, Metazoa, Chordata, Actinopteri, Istiophoriformes, Xiphiidae. Gene Ontology annotation, cellular component: voltage-gated potassium channel complex; membrane. The transcript has a single exon. The coding region runs from base 1 to 1746 and encodes 581 amino acids. Gene Ontology annotation, molecular function: protein binding; delayed rectifier potassium channel activity.
AUGGAGGUGGCCUUGGUAGACUUUGAGAACCUAAAUGACCUUGACUGCACCCUUGAAGAUGAGGUGGACACCUAUGCUGAUGAGACCACAGCUCUCACGGUGGACCUGCCACCAGAGCACAACAGCCCAGGCAGCAACUACCUUCUGCGAGCCCCUCAACUUUCCUCUACGCCCUCACACCACAGUCCAGUGCCAACCUGCAUUUGGGAAUCCACCUCAUUUUCACCCAUUCCACAGACACAGACACUGGGAGUACCUAGUUCCCCAACAAUGCCAACUCCAAGCAGGCAGGGGCGCAGUAGCUGCGCCAGCAUGAUUUCCAACUGGAAAUUGUUACUAAGCAGUGAGGGCACUAAGGAGAGUGAGACAAUCUUCAGCCGGCUCACUAAGGAGUGCUGCGAGGAUCUGUAUGUAGAUAAACGAGGGCUAGAUGAUGGAGACCAGAAAGUCAUCAUCAACAUUGCAGGUCUGCGUUUUGAGACACAGCUCAAAACAUUGGACCAGUUUCCUGAGACACUGCUAGGAGACCCUUUGAAGAGGAUGGAUUACUUUGAUCCAAUGAGGAAUGAGUACUUCUUUGAUCGGAACCGACCCAGCUUUGACGGAAUCUUGUAUUACUACCAGUCCGGGGGUAAGAUUAGACGACCAGCUAAUGUUCCCCUUGAUGUCUUUGCAGAUGAAAUUCUGUUCUAUGAGCUUGGAAUUGAGGCCAUGGAGCAGUUCAGAGAAGAUGAAGGAUUUAUAAAGGAUGUUGAGAUCCCUCUACCUAAUAAUGAUAUGUAUAGGCAAUUCUGGCUGCUGUUUGAGUACCCAGAGAGCUCCAAUGCAGCCCGGGGUGUAGCACUGGUGUCUGUUUUUGUAAUUGUCAUAUCCAUCAUAAUUUUCUGCAUGGAAACUCUUCCAGAAUUCAGAGAUGAGUCUGACCCUGUCGUGCCCACAACUGUACAACCUUUCAACCAAUCCAAGGGUUACACUUCUGUGGCUCCACCUGGUGUAAAGCCCACAACCUUCUCUGAUCCGUUCUUCAUCAUUGAGACUGCCUGCAUAGCUUGGUUCUUCUUUGAGCUGUGCGUGCGAUUUUUGGUCUGUCCUAGCAAAAGGGAAUUUUUCCACAACCUCAUGAAUAUCAUAGACAUUAUAUCCAUCAUCCCCUAUUUUGUUACUGUGAUCACAGAAUUGGUUACAACACCAGAAGAGAGCUCAGGACAGAACAUGUCUUUGGCCAUUCUGCGUAUCAUCCGCCUUGUCAGGGUGUUUCGUAUAUUCAAACUUUCACGUCACUCCAAGGGGUUGCAGAUCCUGGGACAGACUCUGAAGGCCAGUAUGCGUGAGCUUGGCUUGCUCAUCUUCUUCCUUUUCAUUGGCGUCAUCCUCUUCUCCAGUGCUAUAUACUUUGCGGAGGUAGAUGAGCCUAACACACAGUUUGUCAGCAUACCUGAUGGCUUCUGGUGGGCUGUGGUUACCAUGACCACCGUAGGAUACGGGGACAUGUGUCCCAUUACCAUGGGGGGUAAGAUGGUGGGCACCUUGUGUGCCAUUGCGGGUGUUCUGACCAUUGCUUUGCCUGUUCCGGUUAUUGUUUCCAACUUCAACUACUUCUACCAUAGAGAGACAGAAGCAGAGGACAAGUUGCCCUUAACAGAUGCUGUUGAACAAGCCAUGAAGGCUGAGACAGGUACCAAACAGGGUAGCAACACCUCACUCAAUAUAGCCAAUGGCAUCUGGCAGAGUGACAAAGGAAAAUAA